Molecule: messenger RNA, 2820 nt
Organism: Phytophthora nicotianae INRA-310
Lineage: Eukaryota; Oomycota; Peronosporomycetes; Peronosporales; Peronosporaceae
Exons: 4
Coding region: 49-1530 (493 amino acids)
Molecular function (GO): protein binding
Source: RefSeq, a predicted model, not a curated record
AGUAGUUUAUUCGACGAAUGGCUCCAGCCCACUAAGAUUAUUGCGACCAUGGCGGAGGAAGUGCUCAAGUGCGCGCGCUUCGGAGAUGAACAGGAGCUCAGAACGUUGAUACAGUCGGUGGACGACACGGAGCGCGAUGCAUUCGUCAACUUCGUGCAGCCGGAGACGCUCAACACGCCGCUUCACAUGGCGUGCGCCAAUGGCCACGUCGAAUGUGUUCGCGAACUGCUAAGCAACGGAGCCAAGCAUGUGCCCAACGCCAGCGGGAACCUGCCACUGCAUUGGGCGGUGCAGAACAAACACCGAGAGAUUGUCAAGCUGAUCGUGGAUGGAGUUAAAGACCUGGACGUGCUGGCUCGCAAUAGUUUCGGCCGUGGCUGCGUCACCGAAGCCUUCCAAUGUGAAGACACUGAGAUCUUGGCGAUGUUAUUAGAGCACAGCUCGGCGACAGAAGAGCGUCUGGCUGAAGGCACGGGUAUGGGCAAGGACGCGAUCAAGGAAGAAAUCGAGGAGGAAGGAGACGAGGCCGACAGCAGCUCGCCCAAGGUCUUACAGGAGACUGUAUUGGAGUUCAACUUCGCCCCGGGCCUGCCGACAUUGCGUGCUAGAGAACUGGCACUGGAAUGGAGCAAGGACGCGUUCGGAUCCACUGCAGAGGAAGACAUCACGGGCGUGUCGAUCUGGUCGGCGGCGCUUAUUUUGAGUCGCUGGGUCAUUGACCACCGCGAUAUUUUCGACGGCAAACAGGUCUGCGAACUUGGAUCGGGCUGCGGUGUCAGUGGUCUGGCGGUGCACAAGUACACGAAUGCUGCGCGUGUUGUGCUGUCCGAUCUGUUCGCACACACCAUUCAGAAUCUGGAGCACAAUGUGGAGCUCAACAAGACCGACAAGAAGACUGGAGUUGAAGAACAGAAGCAGGAAGCUCCCGUUCUGGACUGUUGCGGUCGAUGUGGUGCCGUCCAGCGCUUUACUCCAGACAACCCGGAGGGCAAGCUCAUGACGUGCGGUGGCUGUAGAUCUGUGGCUUACUGCUCGCGUGAGUGUCAGAAGAAGGCCUGGAAGAAACACAAAGCUGAUUGCAAGGCUAUCCGUGCCCAACGUGAGCAGGCCGAAGCGCUAAAGCAGAGCAAGGCCAGUGAGGACGGGGUUAUCCAGGUCGAGGCUAUUGACUGGGCCCAGCGUGAGACCUGGCCGACUAGCUGUGACGACGACAAGUUCGACGUGCUCUUCGGCUCGGAUCUCGUGUACCACCAGGAAAUUGUGCCGGUGCUUGUGAAUGUGGUGGACGGUAUGCUGGCUGCUGAAGGACGAUUUGUACACGUUGCGUCCCAGGCGCGACACUCGCUGGUGGAGUUCAAAGAAGCGAUGGAGGUCCGAGGCUUCACGUGUGAGGUGGAGGAAGUUCCUGAGGAUUACAAGAGGAACCCGCUGGUGGGUAAUGACGCCGCGGCUGAACUGUUCGCUUUGCACUUCAACGAGAUGAGCGACGUGUACUGCAUCUACACGUUCACUCGCACCUCCCAGCCAUAGAUUAGAUAACUGGCAACCUGUAUCUUCAAUCGCGUGUUGUUGCUUAUACCAUGGCAUCAGGUGCACCAGCAUUGACGGAUGCGUCUUCACUGGCGGUAGUUCUCUUUUUCUUGCUGAGUGUUCGAGGAUUCGGCAGCAAUCGUGUACUCGGCAUGAGAGAGAGUAUUUUGUACUUGCAUCUGCCGAACACAAGCUCCCAAUUGCCGUGGAUGCUACCGGUUGAGUAGGGACUAACCACUUUUCCGCCAUGAAGACGCCGAUUGCGCGGAUGGCGAUUGAUCUGCAGCUCCACCGACGUCUAACAAGCGCAGACAUUAGUGUCGAGAAGGUUGCUAAGAUAGAUCCAUUAUCGUACCUGUGCUGUGGCGAUGAGGAAAGUGUGCCAACUUGCAAGGAUUGAGACAGCCAGACCUGCGGACGCAGAGAUCGCAAACACGAACUGCAGAGUGUUGGACGCCGAGAUGUUGAGCGACCUCACUUGGGCAAGCACGAGCAUCUGCACGCAAAAUCAAGGCGUAACGUUAAGUUCUGAUCACUGCAGGAGUGCCAACCCCUCCAACUCACUCUAGCGUAUUGUUCGCGACUGAGAUCGGUGUAGGCUGCCCUAUAGCUCAUGUAGGCUGCGUAGUAGCACCCCACCGCUAGCCACACCAGGAAUGAAAAGAAGUACUGGAUCACAGUCUCCACGUUAGAACUGUCACUUCAUCAACAGCGGCUACUCCACAUACCCGAUAAUUGUCGCGUCCAAUGCAGUUGUUCACCCACGGACAGUGGUGAUCCAAGUGCGCGAUGCAUCUAUUGCACACCGAACAGUGAUGUGCACGUUGCGGUCGAAAGUGUCGACACCUUCGGCAAUACGACAUGCCGUCCUCAACACCGCGUUGUCUUGCAACGCUCUGCGGGUCGAUAAGCUGCACGCGUAGCAACUGGACUCGAUCGCCUCCAUUCUUCCCGUCAGGAGUGACCGCACUGGGUCGAAUUCGUGGGAGCCGACCCGUCUCCAGUUCGUUGUCAUCGCUAUCUUGCUCCAGAUCGCCUUCCUCGUCCUCGUCCUCUUCGUUGUUGUCUACUCCAGCAUCGUGAAAGUCUGCCUCUGCCUUCCACUUGGCCGUAAUGACCCCCUGGCAUACACCGAAGGUAGAGUAAGUAGAACGCUUAACAUUGAUAAGGCAUUGCUGCCGCACCGGGUCUGUUGCGCAGCACAGUGCGUAGUUAAAGUAGAUGUUGAAGAGGAGUACCAUGGCAAUGGCUAAAUGACAUACCAACUGGUAAAAAAAGUUAGUUUAUCGU